Messenger RNA from Papaver somniferum (opium poppy), 433 nucleotides. RefSeq names its product phosphatase IMPL1, chloroplastic-like. The record is from RefSeq and is a predicted model, not a curated record. The coding region runs from base 71 to 325 and encodes 84 amino acids. Lineage: Eukaryota; Viridiplantae; Streptophyta; Magnoliopsida; Ranunculales; Papaveraceae. The transcript has 3 exons.
GUUGGCGGUGGUACUCUUGUACCUGGAGGUUAGCUGUUGGUUGUGUUGUCUUUAUGCGCAUCUCAACUUCAUGUCCAGGUUGAAUUUUGUUGGAGGUCCUAUGUGUUGGAAUACCCGUACAUUUUCUACAUCAGCCGGUGGCGAGGCCUUCUGUAAUGGACAGACAAGCCAUGUUAGCGAAACUGAUCGGGUGGAUAGAUCUCUUCUAGUGACUGAAUUUGGAUAUGAACAUGAUGAUGCAUGGGAAACAAAUAUAUAUUUAAAUAAUUUACUGAUAUCAGCAGGGUACGUAUACAUUCUUUUGAGUUAUCUCACUAAAUUAUAACAAAAAUUAGAAUCAAACCUUAGGCUUUUUCUGAGGGGCCAUGCUAGUAGAAUCACUUGCGCAUUUGAGCAGCCAUGUUUUUUCCUAGUAUAGGUGGUGUUAAGCCAG